This is a messenger RNA of Eurytemora carolleeae, 763 nucleotides long. RefSeq names its product pupal cuticle protein 36. NCBI's taxonomy places the organism in Eukaryota, Metazoa, Arthropoda, Copepoda, Calanoida, Temoridae. Gene Ontology annotation, cellular component: extracellular matrix. The record is from RefSeq and is a predicted model, not a curated record.
ACAAUUGAUGCCUUACCGAUACGGAUAUGCUGUUAAAGACGAGGACGGAAAUGAUUUUAACCAACAAGAGCAAUCUGAUGGACAACAGGUGACAGGGCAGUACAGUGUACUUCUUCCUGAUGGUAGAAUUCAGACUGUAACAUACAGUGUGGCACCCAAUACAGGAUUUGUGGCGGAGGUUACCUAUACUGCAGCUCCCGGAGGUGCAUUUGGGGGCGGAGCCGGGGGCGGCGGAGGAGCAGGAGGAUUUGGUUCAGGAGGCGGUGGAGCUGGGGGCGGAGUACGUGGCGGUGGAGUGCGUGGCGGAUCUCAAUCUGUACAAGCCGGAUAUGGCGCACCUGGCAGAAGAUAAUUAUUGAGAGAAAAAAAGUAUUGUCUUCAUAUUUUUUGUUAUUUUUUGUUAUUUUUGUUAUCUAUCUCUUAUUCUAAUUUAUAUAUAUUUCUGUUUUGUUUGAUAUUUUGUGCAAGCAAUAUAUGUAUAUUAUAACCCUCGUAAUUGUGCAUACAAGUAUAAAUAUGUACACAUAAAUAUGUACAAGUAUACAAGUAUAAUUUAUACAAUAUAUACAAGUAUAAAUAUGUACACAUAACAUGAUGAUUAAUGACAGUUGAUAGAAGACAUGUUGACUUCUUGAUAUAUAUUGCAGUAUUUAUUUUUUUGAAUCUUUGAACAAAAUUUCAUAAAAUAUCACAGAGCGUUUUCAAAAGUUCUCUAUUGUUCUCUAAAAUAUUCAAAUAAUUAAAUAAAUGUUGAAAAUUCGGA